GAUCCCAGGGCAUACCGGAUUUUCCGGGUUUUGCUGAUGUUGUCACUCAGCUGCGAAGACUCGGAAAGCAAUAGCUCUCGUGGCACCGGUGGAACCGCACUGGCAAUAUGAAAUAAGUUCUGUCACCAUAUAUACCACGCAUACAUCCCACUGUACGCCACGCUGCAAGAGUCAAGAGACUGUAGAGACGUCCUCCAGCCUCACGUCGGUCAGUAGCCUUAUGCCGGUCAACGAACUCAGUGACCGAUCCCCUUCCGUCUCAGGUCUACAUCUUGGGGGUAUACACUCUAGCGGGACGAGCGCAGGCCUGGAUUGCUUCCAUCCGUCCGAGAUCGCGCAGCUCCUCAGUCCUGAGCUUUACCUCUUGACAAGAGAGGCACUAGACUACCGUGACAUUGCGCACUGGCAGGCGGCUGGCAACGUGCCACACCUAUCCAUGGGUGCCGUAGGCUACGAGCUUUCGGCUGCUUCGUACUAUAUGCCACUGUCCGAAGGCUUCUUCGAUUACUGUACGAAUGAUUACCAGUUCAACGAAGGGCUGCUCUCUGCGGAGUCACCGACGACUGGCCAGUCCCGAGUUCGCACCGAGCAGAACGAUGAGACGUUGUUCAAUCAUGCUGACGACUCAUCAACGCGUGCGCAACAAGAUUUCCCCGUGCCAGCAGCUGAUACACGCUCAAUGGCACCAUCGGUGGAUCCAGGCUAUUCGUCUAGUACUCUACCCACACUGUCGCAGGACGCCAUGACGCACCUGACUUGCAUGUGGAAUGAAUGUGGAGACCAAGUCCGUCGCACGAAGAAUGCUAUCCACGUACAUCUCAAACAAGUGCACCGCGUGAAAGUACCUGCUAUGAGCGACGCCAAGGACAAAAUCCGCUGCGAUUGGGACGGAUGCAUGCUCGAGGUACACAACUUUUGGAGGCACCUGCAAGAGCGGCACACACACGUCCGAGCCGUCCGCAAACCGCGAUGCGAGCACUGCGGGCAGGACUUCACGAGGCCAGGCUCACUGCGCAGACACCACGAGAAUCUGGCCGUACCCUGCGUCGCCGAGCCUGCAGCGUGAUUUACUGUAUCAGACGUACGCGCAACACGGACCGUCCACGCUACUGAGUCUCUUGGCACUCUGGAAUCCCGUGUACUUGCAGCGUGUGCGUUGACGUCCCUAAGACUCUGAUGGUUGUUUGUGCUUCGUUGUUUUCAUUCAAUGUUUUGCCCAUUGUUCUAUCGCGGCCGGUGGUUUUGAAACUCAAGACGCGUACAGAGACGAUCU
This is a messenger RNA of Rhodofomes roseus, 1273 nucleotides long. RefSeq lists its product as uncharacterized. NCBI's taxonomy places the organism in Eukaryota, Fungi, Basidiomycota, Agaricomycetes, Polyporales, Fomitopsidaceae. The record is from RefSeq and is a predicted model, not a curated record. The transcript has 6 exons. Bases 221 to 1066 code for a protein of 281 amino acids.